This is a messenger RNA of Adineta ricciae, 393 nucleotides long. The record is from the annotation of a GenBank genome assembly. NCBI's taxonomy places the organism in Eukaryota, Metazoa, Rotifera, Eurotatoria, Adinetida, Adinetidae.
AUGUUUUUCAUUACCUUGUUCGCGAUUCUUCUAUUCAAUAGUGUUGCAUCUCAAGGUAUUUUCGAUCCUUCGACGUUUACACAGGGUUCUUGUACUGGUAGUAAUAAAUGGACAAUAUGGUUCGACACAAAUGACCCGAGCUCAGUACAGGGUGAUUUUGAAAUAACCAAUCAUAUUAAACAACUACUUCCGACUUACAUGUGUUCAUCACCCAGUGCGAUUGAGGCUCAAACAUCGUACGAUACAAGUCCAACGACAACUGGUGAUGUUUUUCGUAUUUCAACUAAAGAUGGUUUUUUCUGUUUAAAUCAGCAAGUAAACAACUACAAGAAUCGAUUAUGUACGGAUUAUAAAGUCCGCUACUGUUGUCCAAGUGCAUCUAUUUCACGCUGA